Mycotypha africana is the source of this 1950-nucleotide messenger RNA. RefSeq names its product kinase-like domain-containing protein. The record is from RefSeq and is a predicted model, not a curated record. Gene Ontology annotation, biological process: protein phosphorylation. Lineage: Eukaryota; Fungi; Mucoromycota; Mucoromycetes; Mucorales; Mycotyphaceae. The transcript is spliced from 6 exons. The coding region runs from base 1 to 1950 and encodes 649 amino acids. Gene Ontology annotation, molecular function: protein kinase activity; ATP binding.
AUGAAAGUUGCUGGUUGUUUAUUUCAGACAGAUGAUCUAUUGGCUUUCAAAGAUCGAUCGCCCUCAGCAAAUGUUCAUUUGCUCAUCAUACCCAAACACCAUAUAGGAACAGUUAGAAACCUUACUCAAGACGAUAUACCCUUAUUAGAAAAAAUGCUAAUCUUAGGCAAGCAAUUACUGCGUGAACAAGGCUAUGAUGUAGAAAAUAUGUCUCAAAUUAGUGGUGCAUUCUCUCAGGUCUACAAGGCUAUCGAUAAAAAAACUGGUCAACGUGUCGCAAUAAAAGUAGUUAGAAAGUAUGAAAUGAAUUUAUUAAAGAGGACCAGCGUGCAGAAAGAAGCUGAGAUAUUGCGUAGCCUGGAUCAUCCUUGUAUUACCAAGUUACUCGCAUUUGAAGAAACCAAAGACUACUUUUUCUUAGUUAUAGAAUUGCUGAAUGGUGGUGGUGAAAUAUUUCAAGAAAUUGUUCGCCUGACUUAUUUCAGUGAGAAUCUUGCUCGGCAUUGUAUACAACAAGUAGCGGAAGCUAUUCGCUACCUUCACGAAGAAAGAGGAGUUGUACACCGAGACAUUAAGCCAGAGAAUAUUUUAUUUGAAUUUAUUCCAUCUUCCAUAUUCCAUACAAGGGCUUCGGUACCUUCAGCGGCAGUCGAAGCAUACAACAAGACGGAUGGUGAGUAUGCCAACAAAAGAGAUGAAGCCCUAUGUUCCUUGGGUAUAGGUUGUGGAAGUAUUGGCAAGGUUAAACUUGCUGAUUUCGGCUUAUCAAAAGUUAUUUGGAACGAACAAACCAUGACUCCUUGUGGUACAGUUGGCUAUACAGCACCCGAAAUCUUAUUAGAAAGUUGCUAUUCCAAAUCGGUCGAUAUGUGGGCUCUUGGUUGUGUACUUUACUCGAUGUUGUGUGGUUUCCCACCUUUUUACGAUGAGAGUGUACCUGUCUUGACUCAGAAAGUCGCCUCUGGACGUUAUACUUUUAUGAGCCCCUGGUGGGAUGAUGUGUCACUAGAAGCCAAAGAUCUCAUCAGCCAUCUUUUGGAAACUAACUCAAAAAAACGGUAUACAAUCAGUCAAGUUCUACGUCAUCCUUGGAUGAACAAGCAACCUACAACUAUUGAUUCCUCAUCGAACAACUUGGAUACAAUCAUAAGUAGAGCAAGUAAAGGAAAUGCAGAACUACAACAACUGGAAAAGAACAUUUUGCAAGCAGGCAGAUAUUCUGUGAAAAGCCGCUCUGCUGAUUCAGUGCACUCUAUUCCAUCCUUUCCAGUCACUACUUCCACACCUACCUUAGCGGAAGAUACCAUGACCACGAGUACGAAUACAACAGCAGCAAACUAUAUAGUAAACCCACCACCUAUGGUGCCCUUAGUUCAUUCAUUACCUAGAGACAUCCCAGGUACGACGUUUCGGAAGAUGGAUGACUACCAUUAUAAUUUUCUUCCUAGUAGUCCAGUGGCAAUGAAAGAAUCAUUUAGCAUUUCUUAUAAUGUUCGUCGAAUGGAGGAAGAGCGAGUGCAACAAGUAAUCAACAGAAAUGGGUUACGGAAUUUUGCAGUUGAUAAUCUCAGAGCCUUCCAAACCUCGUCGUCUUUUCUUUCAGUCAAUGAAAAGAAUGAAGAUGACAGCAGUUAUAGUGUCUGUAGCAUGCAACAUGAUGAGAAUUUACGUCAAAAAAGUGGAGCAAGUGACCAGCUACCACAACAAACGCAGGCUUAUCUACAUGAUGAUAUGUCCACUGAAGAAAUUGUGUUAAGCAACGGCUUUCUACAGAUGGGGCUUACUGCUAACCCCAACAAAACACAUAAGCAUAUAGUGUUGAAGAGCUUGACUGCUGAAAAAAAUCAAGCAGCUAAUGCAAUGAACCGAACAAUGAAAGCUACUUUCGAUCUGAACUUGAAGGAUUCAACACUGUUUGAUCGGCGAAAGAAGAGUUCAUCUAUUAUAUGA